Messenger RNA from Poecilia reticulata (guppy), 2667 nucleotides. NCBI's taxonomy places the organism in Eukaryota, Metazoa, Chordata, Actinopteri, Cyprinodontiformes, Poeciliidae. The record is from RefSeq and is a predicted model, not a curated record.
GAUAAAUUAAUUCCCUAUUUAUUUUCCUAUUUAUUUACUUCCUAUUUAACUAAUUUACUAUUAUUUUUAUGUAGAGGCUAUUUCAACCUGGGUUACACCAGCAUGGAUAAUCUAGGCAGAAUUUGAUAGUCAAAUUGGAAUAAACCCAACACAGAAGGAGCUAAAGGCUACCAGUUUGCUAAUUGGCUAUCUGCAAAGCAAACAAUGAGAGCUACCACAAUGCUGAAAGUUUGCAUCUAUAAUUUAUAUAAACACAAAGUUGUUGUUCACAAAGUCAGUUCACAUUACAUAAAUAAUAAUUAAUUCACAUUUUAACUUAUUGUUGCAUGCAAACAUUGACAUCCAAACAGGUAAGACAUGAGGUUUUAGUGAUUUUAUCUUCUUUCUAAGGUAAUUCUGACCUUCAUCAAUAAAAAUGAUCUCUGUCACUUGAUUCAAAUCUCUGCAAUAAAACUCUAAAGAGAAACAAACAGAAAAGCUCUCAUACUUUCCUGUUUUCAUUUCUUUGAACUGGUUCAUUUUAACAACCUGACUAACUUUACAAGAGAGUGAGCCAUAAUGGCAAAAAUUAUAAACAAAAAUAAAUUAUAACAUUAACCAAGACUUACAAUUUGAAAGUAAAUAAACCAAAUGACAAAAAUGUACCUUCCUAAAUAAAAAUGAAGAUGUGCAAAAAUAAAUAGCAGCUCACUCCUACAAGCUCCUUUAAAUAUUUAUAAAGCAUCACGUUGUCGUCUCCGGUCUUCAGGCGUUUGCAUAACCAAAGCAUCUUAUGACAGCGGUCACCACAAAGGUUACCUGAUGAUUCGAUCUUAGUUUAGCAGAACUGAUUUGUUCAUCAUGUCGCUCUCUGUGCUGCUGCUGAUGAUGGUGAUAAUCGACCGUACAGACGCUGGUUAUACUAGUGGUGUCUUUACAUACACCUCUAAAGAUGUACAAGGAAGCAAAUUUACAGUAAGUUCACCUUUUUCGAAGUUUCUUUUAUGUCCUUUAUUUAAAAAUUGUUUUGUAUUUAACACCUUUUCAUUUUAAAUCUGCAGGUUGUGCGUCGUUUUAAGUUUGGCCACAGUUCUUGUGCGGAAGGUGAAACAUGGUGGUGCCCUGGUUGUAGUAAGAAGAUUGAUGAAAGCAGCGGUGAAUGGUGUCUGAGAGAUUUCACCUGGAAGAUCACUAAUUUGAAGUUUGACUAUUAUUGGAACGGGUAACUGAAUCUCAACAAAAAUAUCUAACAUUUCUCAGAUGUUCCCAUAAAGUGACUAAAUCUAAAAUUUCUACUGAAUUAAAUCUCCUGUUAGUUUUCUGUUCUGCUGCUCUGUAAAGUUUUMUGUGUUUCAGAAACUCUGAGUAACAUCAGAAAUCUUCCCAACAUCUUCUGUUAAAGGUGGGGGACUGGAACCUGGAUAAACAACAGAAACGGUGUUUCAUCUGGGCGAUUUCAGAUAACAUCUGAGCUGAGAAAACGAUCCGACAUCAACAGACCGAACUCAUCACCACAGACCACCAUCAUCCCUGUUAUGAGGUAAUUCAGUUUUUACAUCAUGUUAAUAACUAAUCAGAAACAGUUGGUGUCUCUAGUUGAACAUGAAGAAUAGUUUGAUUCUGUUAAUAUUUUAAAAUUAUUUCUUGUAAAGCCUAACCAUGAAGCUUUAAUAAUUAGAAGAAUUUUACAAAUUAUAUCCAAAUGCUGUGAAUUGAUUUUAUCUUUAAAAGAGAUCAAAUAGAUUCAUGGAGAAAAAUAAACUAAAACAUAAUGAAAUAAAAACACUGAAAUACAAAUCAGGCGAGAUACUGAAGAUUCCUGAUGUAAAUAAAAUAAUUUGAGCAGAUUGUUUUUUGUGAUGUUUGUUUCUGUUUCUCUCAGAGUUCCUUCAAACUGUCAGAGGACUAUCAGCUUGUUGACCUUUGACCCUGAUGGAGAYAAUGUUMAAUGCAGAUAUGGAUCCAGUUCCAGUAACUAUGAGUGCAUCACCUGCACACCUCCGUCUGUCCUCAGUCUGUCAUCACCUUGUUCUCUAUCAUUCAGUCCAACCAGCAGCAGCUUUGAAGGUUCAUAUGCAGUUCAGCUGGUGAUGGAGGAUUUUCCCACACAGACCAUCAGUCUGACUAAUUACAAUGGUUCAACAUAUUCAUGGAGCCCCAGCAGCUUCAUGAGCCAAAGCUCUGUUCAAUUUAGUUUCAAAGUGGAUCCUGCAGCUCCGUCCUGCACAGCAGGUGAAUAUCUGCCCAGGUUUCUGCCUCCAACUCCUGAACAUGGAGCUCAGUUCUUCUUAGACGUUAAUGAGAUGAUAGAAAUCAACAUCACAGCAGAGGCGACUCAGUCUGUGAUCACUGAGCUCCUGUUCAGCGGACCGUUCAACAUGGUCAAGAGUUCAUCUGGUUCAGGAAAUUUCACCCUGACAUGGACGCCGUCUGCCACUUAUGAUGAUAAAGAAACUCAUCCCAUCUGUUUUACUGUCCAGGCAAAUGCCUCCAGUUCUGUCUACCAGUCUGAUCUUCGAUGUGUCCUUGUGAGGGUUGGAAACAUUCCCCCCACAGCACCUCCAAGUCCUCCUCCUAAAACAUGUAAGUAGGAUGAAAACAGGACUGAAAGUAACAGGAAGUAGUUCUUUAUGUASCCCAGUUAUACCGCUCUAAAGUAGGUACGGGCCCCUGAGUUCGUUAAACCCA